Colletotrichum orchidophilum is the source of this 732-nucleotide messenger RNA. RefSeq lists its product as uncharacterized. The record is from RefSeq and is a predicted model, not a curated record. The transcript is spliced from 2 exons. NCBI's taxonomy places the organism in Eukaryota, Fungi, Ascomycota, Sordariomycetes, Glomerellales, Glomerellaceae. Bases 1 to 732 code for a protein of 243 amino acids.
AUGUCGCAGCUUGCGCUCCAGACUCGGAGUGCCCAGGGCUCAACUUCAGAUCCUGAUGCUUCUGGUACGACUUCCACGUCUGGUCCUCCCGUUGUUGCACCCGCCCCUGCUUCUGCUUCUGCUGCUGCUGCUGCUGCUGCUGCUGCUGCUGACGCUGCUGCUGCUGACGCUGCUCCGCGUCUUGCUGUCGCCCCUGUUGCUCAUCAUCCUCGCCUCCCUCACCAAAAACAUCCUCUUCACCGGCUGCAGGUCGCAGACGUCUCCUCCCACUCCCCUUCUUCCAAGGAUGGCCCCACGACAGGCCUGUUAAUCCCAGCAUCGGAUCCUGCAAGCAUCAGCAAUAGCACCACCGCCAAUACAAGCAUCGUUGCCGCUACCGCUGCCAGUCACAUUCCUAGCAGCACCACCAGUCCUCUUCUUACUCCAUCUCCAAGGUACGUUCCACUGGCCUCCACGGGCUCUGAUUACCAAACGAGUAAUGGUCCACUCUUUGCUCUGCUCUGCUUCGCUCUGAUCCCCUCGGCGCCCGAUACCCAGUCCCCUCCACGAAAGCACCGCCGUUUCUUCGCCGACGAGCCCUUUCUCCCCUCGAUCGUCAUCAUUCUUCCCACCCGGGGCAAGAUUUCAUGCCCACCGGUCGCGAACUGUCCCAGAUAUCGUCACGACGCCAACCGAAGACUUCCGCUCUCUGGUAGACCUUUCGGGAGAACCGCAGACAUAUUACCAAAGUGA